ACAUCCGCGCCCGCAAUUUAGCUGAAGGCUGGUUGAUUCCAAAAUGGUGGUCGUUUGUUGUGCUUUAUUGAGUGAUUUGUGAAACUAUUUCUGUUAUAGGAGUAAAUUUGCCGAAUUAUGUUGAAAAAUAUGUGUUUCACUUUGUAAGUGACUUCCAAUAAGAUUGGAGUUAUGGACGAGAAGGAGAGUAUACCUGAGGCGCCUAACACGCCAGUUUCUGAUAAAGGAGACACUGCUGACAGUGAAAAACCAUCAAUUGAAUCUGUACAAGAAAUGGUAGCUGGUGGUGCUCCCAAUGUAAAUUUUGAUAAUGAACUUGAAAUAAAUGCCACACAGUUAGAGACAGAAUCUGAACUGCGAAAUCACGUUGACCAUAAAGUGAGCGCUGAUAUGCCUUUAUCUACUGCAAAGGAGGUUGACCAUGAUAUGAGUGUUGAUGAGCCAAUGUCUAGUGCAAAAAAUGCAGAUGACCACCCAGAUGAAAUGAAAAUUGAAACCCAAAGUGAAGCAAAAGAAUCAAAGGCGUCACAAGAAAAUGAAGCUUUAACUUUAGAGAGCACUGAAGAAAAUACCGCUGAACAAAAUGAAGUCGGUCUUUCCAAAGAACAGGAGCGAAGUAUAGAUAUUAAAGAGCCAAGUAAAGAUGCUCAAGAGAGCACAAAAGAAAAUGAGUUAGUCCAAUCCGUUGAUGAGAAUAUAACAACAAAAGAAGAAGCUAGUGAAGAAACAGACACUCAGGAUAAAACUGACCAAGAGGAAAUCAAUCAACAAGAUGGCAUUAAACAAUCUGAAGAUCUGCUGAAAAUUGCAGAUGACAAGAAAGAGGAUGAAGUUGGCAGACCUGAAUUUGAGACUGCUCCUAAUGUGUCAUUAGAUGAAUCUCAAGAGGAUCAUACUCAGGCAUUGGACCCAUUCGAUGCACUGCUAAAAGAUCGCAGUGACCCGGUGCCAGACACGUCUACAUCGUCAGUGAACGUAGGUGCGAAUGCUGACGAUGACGAUGAUGACCAUCAUGCAGACGCUGAUCCUGUCGAAGCUGACGCGCAUGAUGAGGAGGAUCACCAUCAAGAAGAGGACACUGGUGUGGCUGAGCUGGUAGAGGGUGCAGACGAAGAAGUAUGCCUCCUUCCCGACACAGAGAGAGAAAUCUCCGAAGCCGACAAAGCUGAAGCGGAGAAGGUUCUGGCCGAAAAAAGAAAACAAGCCGAAGCUGCUGCUUUGGCUGUGGAACCGAAACAAGAAAACGAAGCAGUAGAUCAAUUGCAACCAGAGGAGACUUUUAACAAUGAGGAAGCAGAGGAACCUGCAGAGCCAGAUCCAGCUACUGACGAUGCUUCUCACGAGAAUGGGGGAGACAAAGAGAAUGAAAAUGAAGAUGCUGCUGAAGCUGUUGAGCCAGAAAUCCAUAAUAAAAUUCAAGAGAUAAGCCCUGCUGAAGGCACAUGUGUACAAUGCAAAGAAAGUAAGCCAUGUACCUAUAGGUAUACCUCCAAAGACAACGAGCCCAACUACAUUUGCUGUGAAAACUGCUUGAAAGCCUACCAAACUGAUAAUCCUGGACAAUAUACUGUUCUCAAUAAGAAGUAUUUGAUCGAAGAAAUAUCGCCGAAAGUCUUGUCAUGCUCAGAGUGUGAGGAAAAGAAAAUGUGCUAUUUUUACUACAAUUAUGACGGUGAUGACACAAACUAUUGUUCACUCAUGUGCUUGUACAGCAUGAUGGCAGACGAAAAGGAUAAAUAUGCGUUUAAACGACGAAGAAUUACUGUCGUAGAAAUAUCACCCAAAGAGGCCGAGUGUAUUGUCUGCAAUGAAACAAAAAAAUGUUCUUACCAUUUUGUAAGAUAUGGUGUACCCCAUUAUAUUUGUGACCAUUCCUGCAUUAAGAUUUUAAAUGAAAAUGAAAAUGGGAGAUACUUUGUAAAGAGGAAAAGGGCAAGUCGUACCACUAAGCCAAACACCACUACAAUUCAAACAAAUCCUCCUCUGCUCAAAUUAAAAGUAAUAAGUAAUGCUACAGACAAAUAUUUGGACGAAGCCUACAAAAUACAAGCCAAAACGCCGGCUAUGGUACAGGCAGCUAGAGAGGAAAGGGAGCGCACCUUCAUUCGCAGGUGCACACAAUGCACAUUGAUACUCGAUGCUGAUGAUAAAUUGCUGAACUGGGAAACAAUGGAUUUUUGCAACGAAGUCUGCUUAGGGCGGUACCAAAACAAAAUUGGAGCAAGGUGCGCCAAUUGCAAGAAUAACGUGCAGCAUACGAGCUUAGGGAAAUACUGCGUCAGGUUUGGAUACGACAUUCGCCAAUUCUGUAACUCUGGUUGCUUAGAAGAGUUUAAGAAAGGCUUGAAAAUUUGCUGCUACUGCCAAAAAGACAUAUCUUCUGGACAUCAAGGCUUUCUUGCGCCUGUCGGAGAUAAAGGGCAGUUCAAAGACUUUUGCUCUCAGGUUUGCAUGGAGAAAUUCGAUCACAUGAGCAAAAAUCCUGUACCCCAACCAGUUUGGGCCAAAUGCGCUGUAUGUUCAUUAGAAAAGGCGACAACUAUUGAGGUUGAGAUUAGUGAGGAUUCAUACCAGAGACUGUGCUCUGAUCCGUGUUUCGCUGCAUUUAAAUUCGUGAACAAUAUUUUUCCAGAUCAGUGCCGUUGGUGCAAAAAAUAUUUCGAAAGGAAGCAAAGCAAAUGCUUUACAAUUUAUGAUGGCGCUACUCCGCAGUGCUUCUGCUCGAAGUCAUGUAUGAAUGUAUUUAUAAGCAACUCGCGGCACAUUGUUCCCUGCAACUGGUGCAAGGUUAAGAAGUACAACUUUGACAUGAUCAAACGCAUGCAAUCCAAUGGGCAGGCAGUAAUGAUGUGUUCUCUGAACUGCCUGAAUCUUUAUCAAGUGUCGAUUAACGCUGUGUCUUCGAGGAAAACAAAAUGUGACAUGUGCAAGAGAACCUCUUUGGCACAAUACCAUUUGACGAUGUCUGAUGCGACCGUACGUAACUUCUGCACUUACCAGUGCGUCAUGCAAUUCCAGGGUCAAUAUUCUAAACAUGCUCCUGGAGGCAACUGGCUCCCUGGAGAAUCCAUCGAUCAACAGAAAGCCGUUCCUACUGGUGCGCCACGACGUAAUUAUUCGGGCAGCGGUGGAAAAAACAAUUCUUCUCAGAAAAAUCAACAGCGCAGUGGGCUACCAAUCAUCUCAAACGUUCAGUCGUUGGCGGCGCCACCGCCUCUCAUGCCUGCAGUGACGCGUGGCAAGUCCAAACGUUUGAACCAGCAGCCUCCUCCGGAGCCUGAGCCUCCUGCAGUACCGAAAACUCCGCCACCCCCACCUAAACCGCCAACGCCCCCGCCACCACCACCUCCGAAAGUAUUCAACCAUGUCAUCGUCAAGACCUUGCCUCCCCAUGAAGUGGCUAAUAAGGGUACUAUGUCAAAACCAAUGACGCAGUCCAAGGGAGUUUCCUGUCGCCCGCAUCCAUGUACGAAAGAGUGCCAGACUGAUCCGAGCCUCGAACGCAGGGUUUUAAUCCCAGUUCCUGUGCCCAUUUACGUUCCUGUACCGUGUGCCAUGUGGUCACUACCUUUCCCGGUGCCUAUACCUAUCCCGAUUCCCAUACCGACUCCGGUAUUUAUUCCUACUACGAGAAACUCUGCCAAAGGCAUAAUGAAAGAAAUCAACAAGAUCCACGAUAAGAUGCCGACUGAUCCAUUUGAAGCCGAACUGCUGAUGAUGGCUGAGAUGGUCGCUGGAGACAAAAAGAAAGAUCAAAGUGAUUCAGAGACCGAAGAUGAAAAUGAAGAGGGCUUCAGUCCUGUCGGUGGAAUGGACGGAAAUAAUGCAUUCGGCGAAGAUAUGCUGCAGAUGGCACUCAAAAUGGCUACAGAAUACGAAGAUCAACCAGUUGACUUAGAGUCUGCUAUGACAGCAAAUACAAUUACUCCAAGCUCUCAUCCUGGUAUGCCUGGCUUGGAAGGCGAGGGUAUGCACCAUCAUCACAUGAUGGUGCUGGAACAACAACGGGCGGUGGCCGCUUUGCGCGCUUCGUCGGCCGCCGCAGUGCCUCGCAAGCGCACAGCCCCACCACCGGCCGCUACUCGCACGUCAGCCAGUCGCACUAAGCGCAGCCGCCGAGCCGAACCGCCUCCACCACCCCAACCAGAACCACCGCGAGAACCUGUCGAAAAACCAGAUGCUAACAUGUGUUUGAAGUACACUUUUGGCGUAAACGCAUGGAAACAAUGGGUUAUGACCAAGAACGCUGAAAUAGAGAAGAGCUCAAUACGACGGAAACCUUUCAAAUCGGAGAUAUUGCAACUCACUGCAGACGAACUUAACUAUUCACUGUGUCUAUUCGUUAAAGAAGUUCGGAAACCAAACGGCAGUGAAUAUGCACCUGAUACUAUUUAUUAUUUGGUCUUAGGCAUACAACAAUAUCUGUUUGAAAACGGACGCAUAGACAACAUAUUCACAGAUCCAUAUUAUGAGAAAUUCACUGAUUGCUUAGAUGAAGUGGCUAGGAAGUUCUCUGUCCUAUAUAACGAUUCUCAGUACAUAGUAACGCGUGUGGAAGAAGAACACUUGUGGGAGAGCAAGCAGCUAGGGGCACAUUCUCCGCACGUUCUUUUGUCAACGCUCAUGUUCUUUAACACUAAACAUUUCAAUCUGGUGACAGUGGAAGAACACAUGCAGCUAUCAUUCUCACACAUAAUGAAGCAUUGGAAGCGCAAUCCGAACCAGCCAGGACAGGCCAAAAUACCAGGAUCACGAAACGUCCUACUUCGGUUCUAUCCUCCGCAGUCUGCACUCGAAGCGAAUUCGAGGAAAAAGAAAGUGUACGAACAACAAGAAAAUGAAGAAAACCCGCUCCGCUGCCCAGUUAAACUGUAUGAAUUUUAUAUUUCCAAAUGCCCGGAGUCAGUGCGCACACGUAAUGACGUGUUCUAUCUCCAGCCAGAGAGAUCAUGCGUCCCCGAUUCACCAGUGUGGUACUCUACGCAACCACUGAGUCGUCAGGCCCUCGCCAAGAUGCUUCAUCGCGUCAAAAUGGUCAAAGAAAUAAAUAUUGCUCUCCUCACGAGUUAAAGACUUUUCCCCAAGAUUGAAUACGACGAUACAUCUGUCCUGCUUCAUAAUGGUUGAUUGGUGAAACAAUUGUGCCACUCGGAUGACUUUCAACGACCAUCUUACUGUUGUUAAAAUGGUUGCUAUGUAUAUUUUUUCUACUUUGUAUAUCAGUCAUUAGGCAUGGACUUUGAACACUCAUUUUAAAACAUAGGAUAAAUGUGUUGCAAUACUUGCAAUAUUUAAACAUAUAAGUUAAUUACCCGGGAUUAUGUUCAUAUCACGGCGCGGUGGCGAUGCCGGCGUCGUAGUUGGAGCCACCCAUGGGGUGUUAUCCCACUAAAAGCAUAAAUGUUAUUAUUUCUGUGAUUAUUUUACGUGUUUUAUGCGAAUGAGUAUAUUACUGGCUAUUAUUAGCUGUGCCCACAAUGUAAAAAAGGACACUUGAUUGGUUAUAAUUUUCAAUUUGUUAUUAUAUUGUUAAUAAAAAAGUACACUUAACAUUAUUUUCAAUUUACUUUUAUCAUUGAAACCGCUAUUGUGGUUUAAAUAUAAAAGUUAGGUAUAUCGUCUCGCUACUAUGAAGUGUAGAUUUACUGAUGACUAAUAUUUAAAUUGUUUGGUCAACACUCUGACUUCGUUCCAUCUUGUGCACGCGUCACGUCGAGCGCGCACGAGAUAUACUUUAAAAUUGUCAAGUGUUUUUUAUUUGUCAACUGAUUUCAAUGAAAUAAGCUCUAAAUGUUAAUCGAAGCUUAUCUUAAACAUAACACUAAUUCCAAACUGGUUCAGCCAUAGUGAACGUUGAGUCGGAUUUCAAUACUUUUGUCUCCAAACAAGUGUCAAAAAAAGAAUUUCGCCCAUUUUUAUUAACUUUUAUGUUUUUGGUGGGAUAAAACGUAAGCACUCUGAGAAAUUCUUUCUGUUGUAAUCCUGGAGCUGGCUUGAGCUACGUUAUCCUACAUUUUUCAUGUAAUAUAUCGCUUGUUAUGUCCGCAAAUAUUUUACGAACAAGUUGACUAACGUGGCCAACAUGUUCGCUAAUUUAUGAAGUGUUAAGCAUGCGGUCUAGCCUACACGAUCAGACGUAGUAAGUACGUAACGAUCAAGUAGUGCGGAGCAUUGCUUUGAAUUUUGUAUAUGGUCGUAAUAUUAUUAUACAGAUGAGAAAAUGAAAUUAUUUUAGUCUGUAGUAUAAAUCAAAAGACGCAGUAUGCUAUAGAAAUUUACUAAUUUUAGCGACAGUGGUUAGGCGAUAUACCUAUUGAACUUUUUUGUGCAUAUUCCGUAGCUCGAUUCUGUUCAAAUUUAUUAACAUUAUCUGCGUAUGCAUUAUACAUUGGUGAAAUAUGAAAUAUAUUAACCGAUUAGCAUGAGUGGAAAAAUUUCAAGAUUUAGUAGCGUCGAAAUGCACAUUGUGUUAUAGUAGGGAUCUUUUUUAUUGGAACUAUUGAUAUGUCUCACAUAGUACUUUUUAUUAAAAUAUAACUUAGAGGAAAGAGUCAAGAUUCGUAUUGUAUUUUAAGUAUAAACGCGUAUAAUAUAAGGACUAGGUUAUUGAUGUGUAAAA
Hyposmocoma kahamanoa is the source of this 6619-nucleotide messenger RNA. It is a transcript of the gene woc, whose product is annotated as zinc finger MYM-type protein 4. Lineage: Eukaryota; Metazoa; Arthropoda; Insecta; Lepidoptera; Cosmopterigidae. The transcript has 20 exons. Gene Ontology annotation, molecular function: zinc ion binding. The record is from RefSeq and is a predicted model, not a curated record. The coding region runs from base 172 to 5070 and encodes 1632 amino acids.